Molecule: messenger RNA, 770 nt
Organism: Episyrphus balteatus (marmalade hoverfly)
Lineage: Eukaryota; Metazoa; Arthropoda; Insecta; Diptera; Syrphidae
Product: UPF0389 protein CG9231
Exons: 3
Coding region: 159-545 (128 amino acids)
Source: RefSeq, a predicted model, not a curated record
UUCCUAUAAAAAAAUCAGAGAAACCAAAAAAAACAGAAGGAACGAAAUUAAAGUAAAAUAUACCGCCGAAAAAAGUUGUAUAAUAAUUUAUCAUUUUUUAAAUUUUUUUCUUUCAAUAUUAUUAUAGCUGAUACAAAUAACAAAUAUACAAUUCAGUCAUGAUUGGAAGAAGUAUCAUAAAUCUUUCAAGAACUCGAGGAUUUCUCUUCCAAAGAUAUUUUUCAUUGAAUACAAUUCGAUCACAACAACAAAAGAAUCAUACUCCUGAUAAACUAGAAAGGCGAUUCCUUGUCUGGACUGGCAAAUACAAGUCACUUGAAGAGGUUCCUGGUCAUGUGAGUUUCGAUGAAAUGGAACGUUGUCGUAAUCGCAUUCGUAUUCGUUUGGCCAAUAUUAUGAUGGCACUUACAGUUGUCGGAUGUAUCAUUAUGAUUAUCAGUGGCAAACAAGCUGCUAAACGUGGUGAAUCCGUUGCGAAAAUGAACUUGGAUUGGCAUAAAGAGUACAACAAACAAGCAGCUGCCAAAGAAGAAGGUUCCAAGUGAAACCAACAACUCGAACAGAAGUUUUACCAUUGAUAUAAUAGGAAAUGUUGAAAGCUAAAAAGUGAUUUUGGGAACGAUCUUUAUUAUUAAUUAUAAUUUUAUUCAAUGAAUUAGCUUUUUACCUCAAAAGCCAAGUUGUUAAAAAAUCUUGUAAAUGUUAUCCAUUUCAACUCAAUAACUAUUGUAUAUUUUGUUUGCUGCUACAAAUAGAUUUAUUUUAUCAUA